AGGCGAAAUGGAGGUUAAAAUAGAGGAAACCGAUUGGGACGAGGGUGUUCCAGGAAUUUCAUUUUUAAAAGACGCGUUUUCUCGAGAAGAGAUUUCUCCACCAAAAGACGAUAAAAAUCGAAAAAAGGAAGAAGUUCGAAUGAAAUUGGAAAGCGGAGAAUAUAGCGUGGUGUAUCGAUGCCCGACAUUCGACGAAAUUUUGAACGAAAACGGACAAAAAAUCGAUCUCGUUCAAUGUAAAAACUGUUUUGGUUUUCUAAGCGCACGAACAGGAGGCCACAUGAAAAACCAUAAAAACCAACGUUGUAAGCCGUUAAAUGGUCCACCAGAAAAGAAACCGAAGCUUGAUCCACAAGUAGUUGGUAAUCUCCAGAAUCAUAUUCUUGAUUUCGUCACUGAAAGCGGCGUCUCCUUGAAUAUUGCCGAAUCGGAAAAGUUUAGAAUAUUCAUCAUUUCAAUGAUAAUUACUGGAAACCCGAAUGUUAACGUUGACGAACAUCAAUUUCUUUCUGGCGAAUGGAUCAGGAAAACUAUGAAAGAAAAAUCCUGUCAAUAUCUUGAUAAUAUUGGAGCCGAGCUGAAAGAUCCUGUAUCGAAAGGAGAUGCAUGCUUAAUAUUAGACUAUGGCCGACAGCUGGACGAUACUUUUUCGAUUUUUGUGUCAUAUACUAAUAGAUCGAGCGGAUAUUUCAGUUUACGUGUGAUUCCUCUCGCAUUCACGCCUCUUUUUGAAAAGAAGAUAACCGAAAAGACACUGGAUUACAUUCUUCAUGCGACAGAUCGUGUUGGUCUCCCAAAAGAACAUGUUCUGAAGUUGAAAGUUGUCGCUGAAGGUGCCACGAAUAUGCUGAAACUUGGGGAAUAUUUCGAUAAUUGUAACUUAUUCACCGUAUGCCUAUCAUUCUCUUCAAAAAUGUGCAGAAAGAGUUUUCGAUCCACUGAAACCGUGGAAAAGUUCGAUAACUUCAUCAGAAAAAUCACAUGCGAAAGUGAUCGAAAAAGGAAUAGAAAUCUGUGGAAUGAUUUCCUCCAAACUCCGGCUUUACAAAGUUUGAUAAAUAUAUAUGUUCUUUCACUGAUUCUACUAUGUUUUCAGCUCACGGAGCAACUCUCGAGAACGCCUGCCCAAUCCCGUGCAAAUGAAUGGCUGGCUUCUUAUCACUGCGCGAGAGAUAUUUUACAUGUCUUUCCACAAAUUGCAGAUCUGAAGGACGAUCGAAUCGAACCUCUUGUCGACGAAUUGAGACAAUGUAAAGGUGUUUUGGAGGAUUGUUUUGAGAUUUUCUCAUUGUUCGAGAAUCCUCUCAAGUUGUUGGAACAACCCGAACAACAAAUUCAGAACGUGGCUGGGGUGAUGUUCGAACUUUAUGCUCAAUUAGAUAGAAUAUACAUCAAAGCAGUGGAUCCAAAGCAACCAAAAGAGUGUUUGGCGGCAGUUGCAAAAAUGGCUAAACUAUCGAUUGCUCAUUACACUAAAAUCACUGUCACCGACGUUCAUCUCAUCUGCGCGUUUCUUUCGCCGGAUAGUAAAAAUUUGAAAAACUUUCCGGCUCCAAAAAAAAAUAAGGCUUAUCGUAUAGUAAACACCCUUAUGAAAGAUGUCGUUGUUCCACCACCAUCACUUUCUCAACCAAUACUUUCUCCAUUGCUAAUGGCGAUUAAAAACGAUCCUUCUCCAAUUCCAACUGUUUCACAAGAGUUUAAUGACUACGUCCAGCUCGUCGUCUCAUCGAAAGAUGCUACACUAGCGCCGUUAGAAUUUUGGGCAAAGUAUCAGGAACGUUUUCCGAGGAUGUCAGAGAUUGCAGCCAAAAAUUUUUGUGUGAUGAGCAGUCCGGGUGUCUGCGGGCCUUCAUUUAUUGUUUUAAGAAGUCUUUUCCGAGUCGAUCGACAUUCAAAGUUUCCCGAUACAACCGAGUUGAUGAUGAUCUCAUAUCUCAUGGCAAAUGAAUUAAAAUAAUUCGAUGCUUUAAUUUUAAUGUUGAAACAUAUACUUAUUCGAUUUCAACUGACAUUUUUCUUAUUGAAAUUAAAUAUUUUAAUAAAUGAGUUUAAUACUUUA
Messenger RNA from Caenorhabditis elegans, 2062 nucleotides. RefSeq lists its product as uncharacterized. The transcript is spliced from 9 exons. The record is from RefSeq and is marked reviewed. NCBI's taxonomy places the organism in Eukaryota, Metazoa, Nematoda, Chromadorea, Rhabditida, Rhabditidae. Bases 8 to 1960 code for a protein of 650 amino acids.